CGCUGUAUUCCGAUUCUUCGCAUUCCUUGCGUUGCGUUUGAUUUUUGAGUGCUUGUAUCUCUGCAGUUGGUCCAAAAUAUUUAUAUUUGUUUAAUUUGAAGUGCUGCAUUGUUAAUUGUUAAUGAUAUAUUAUCGCAUUUGAUUUCCCGAUAAAAUGGAAGACUUUUAGCCCUUGGGCUACAGACGAAGAUAGUAAAGACAUCAAUAAAAGGAAUACGCAAGAAAAGGCAUCAUGUUUCAGAAACAGACUUUCGGCAGUAACACUUCGGGCUUCGGCUCAUUCAAUAGCGGCGCGACGGCGUCGUCGCCGUUCGGCGGCUUCAAGCCAGCGGCCGGCGGGAGCGCGUUUGGUGCCCCGCCCGCGUUCGGUUCCGCGCCCGCCAGCACAUCUGCGCCGGGGGGCGGACUCUUCGGACAGACGAACACGACCGGCGGCCUCUUCGGUGCCUCGACGUCGGCCAACCCCACCGCGUCGUUCGGCUCCAGCGGCUUCGGCUCGUUCGGCGCCAGCACGUCCGCCGGCGGCCUGUUCGGUGCGAGCACCGCGUCCACCGGCCUGUUCGGGAACAAUCAGAACGCGAACGCGUUUGGCGCCAAACCGGCUGGUUUCGGCUUCGGAGCCACGGCGUCAGCGGCUCCAAGUACUGGUGGUCUUUUCAGUACACCGGCUUCCACCAACACUGGUGGUCUGUUCAGUAGUCAGCCGGCUGGCGGUGGUCUUUUCUCGUCUGGAGGCGCGUUCGGCCAACAGCAGGCGUCCGGCACGGCGCACGUGAAGUACCACCCGGUGGCCGGCACCGACGUCGUGGUGAAGGGCGGCAACUCGCAGACGGUGAACAUCCGCCACCACUGCAUCACCUGCAUGAAGGAAUACGAGACGAAAUCGCUAGAGGAACUCCGCCUGGAGGACUACACGGCCGGCAGGAAGGGCAGCAGCGGUGUUUUCGGAUUCCAGCAGCCAGCUGACAACACCGUCAAACCACUGUUCAACACGGGAGCAUUCGGUCAACCGGCGACUACGACCGCUCCGAGCCUGUUCGGCGGCGGCAGCUUGGCCAAUACCAGCGGUUUCGGACAGACCAGUACAUUUUCGUUCGGAAACAACGCACAGAACACCAGCACCACGGGCUUGUUUGGUGCCAAUAAACCGGCGUUUGGUGCCACCCCCGCUACGGGUACGAGUCUGUUCGGCGCCACCACAACGCAAGCGCCGGCGUUCGGCACCAGCACAUCCACCUUCGGAUUCGGCUCCAACACACAGAAUCAGACCGGCGGCCUGUUUGGGGCGAAACCGGCGACCGGGGGCUUCGGGGCGCCGGCCACCAGCUCGGGCUUCGGCUCGUUCGGCAGUGGCGGCGGCCUGUUCGGGGCGAAGCCCGCGCAGACCGCGGCGCCCACCUUCGGCACCACCACGCCAGCGUUCGGCGCGAGCACGUCCGGGUUCGGCGCGGGCGCGUCCGCGUCGCUGUUCGGCGGCGGCGGCGCGUUCGGCAAGCCGCCCGCCGCGCAGCCCGCCUUCGGGUUCAACGCGCAGCCGCAGCUGGGCGCAGGUCUUGGCACGGGCUUGGGCACGUCGUUCCAAGCGAAGCCCACCACCUUCAGCACCCUGGGCACCGGCACGUCGCUGUUUUCGCAGCAAAAUAACACCUUUCAGACCGGUCUCAACACGGGUCUAGGCGGCGGAGGUCUCUUCAACAACAGCUCGAGCCUAGGCGGCACGGGGCUCGGCCUGGGACAGAGCAGCGUUAACACUAGCUUGGUGCCAAGCGGCGGCCUCGGCGCGCCGGCCGGCUCGAACGUGCACGAGCAAAUACUCACGUUGGCGGCGCGACCUUACGGAGAUUCGCCGCUUUUCAAGGACCUCUUGCCUGAUACGUCUACGACAGCCGAAGACGUGCUCAAACCGACCAAUCCGGUGGCGGUGAAGGCGGUACUCGACGGCAGUAGCGGGUACAGUGUGACGUCACCGCCGCCGCCGCCUCUGCGCGUCGUGCCGCGUGCGCUCGCGCGGGACAAGAAGUCGCUGUUCGACGGCCUCGAAGAAUCGGACGCCAGUUUGGAAGACAAGCUCAGCCUGAAGCCGAGCCGCAAGCGGCUGGUGCUGAGGCCCAAGAAGGAUGGAAACGACAGUCUCAAUAGAUCCAUAGAGGAACCGUCGCGGCCGCAAGAGAACGGCGGCAAACAAGCGGAGCCGGUGUCCGGAGACGGGGUCGACCACGGCGCGUCGCAUAUACGUGAAAUAGAGAGGGAGAGGGAAGAAAGAGACGGGAGGAGAUCCGGCGAGCAGAAGCAAUACGAGGAACUCAAUGCUGAGAAACAGAACAGCUGGCCAUCCAGAGGUUCGUGGGACAACCAGGAAAGGGCGAUCGACGGUGAAGCCACGCCGCGGCUGUAUCCCAACUUGGACAAGGAAUUGCCAGCGCAGAUUUCGGAGAGGAGAGCCAGUUGGCUAACCACGAAACCGCUGCGGAAGCCGCUGGUCUCGAACCCGGACCUGGUGGAGAACUCGGUGCGGGAGCUCGGCGUGCGCGCGGACAGGUCCGCGCCGUCCAACGAUAAGGAGAACAUAGACAGCUUUUAUGUGUCAGAGGAGGAGAACGCGUCCGCCCGCGAGGCGCCCCCCCACCCGGCGGGGGUCAAACUGACCCGCCCGGGGUACUACACCAUACCCAGCUUGGAGGAAAUUACGAAUUACCUGCGGGCGGACGGCACGUGCGUCGUGCCGCACCUGACGAUCGGGCGGCGCAACUACGGCAACGUGUACUACAACUGCGAGAUCGACGUCGCCGGCAUGGACCUCGACGCUUUGGUGCAUUUCCUCAACAAGGAGGUGAUCAUCUACCCGGAGGACAGCGAGCGGCCGCCCGUCGGCGAGGGGCUGAACAGGCGCGCCAUCGUCACGCUGGACCGGGUCUGGCCCCGGGACAAGACCGAGAAGCGGCCCGUCACCGAGCCGGAGAGACUGUUGAAAAUGGACUUCGAGGGCAAACUGCGGCGCGUGUGCGACAAACACGACACGCAGUUCAUCGAGUAUCGGCCGCAGACCGGCAGCUGGGUGUUUAAAGUGGAGCACUUCAGCAAGUACGGGCUGACGGAGUCCGAUGAGGAGGACGACAUCACCCCGGAUGUGAUGAAGCGGCAGCUCGUCACACAGACGCUGCAGAAGGCCGCUGCCGUUGCCCCAAAGGCCCCGAGCGGGGCGCUGCCGGGCCGGUCCCCGCUGGGCCCCGCUACGGGGCUCGGCGGGCUCGCCUCGCUGGGCGGCGAAGAUGUAUUCCUCCAGACAUCACUCAAUCUGAUGAACGGCUCGAAAGGUUUCGAGAUGGACACCACUGAAGACAACACGGAAGCGCCUAGCUUAUACCAAGAGAGUAGGGCGUUCGGUGUGAAGAGUCCCACGUCGGAGUUGGCGCGCUUGGAGCAUCGGCAGAGUCACAACGUCCAGCUGAUGAAAGCGUCUCUGUAUGCCGACACCGAAAUGGACGACGACGCGUCCAUAUCGACGGGCGAUCAGCUCGUUCCACACGCGACGAGCGUCAUCAUGACUGCGCCAACUCCCUCGAUAUCUCACAAGGAAGUGGCGGAGGAGGUCCCGAUCCUGGUUGACGAGCCUGUAAUGCGGCCGCUCAUAGUGCACCCGCACACUGUUAUAUUGGAGUAUAACAGGAAGGUGCCGCCUUUUAAGAAGACUAUAGCAGGGCGGCUGGGCGGCGGCUGCCUGGCGGACAUGUCGGUGUGGCGGGCGCGGCACACGCGCGCGCGCUUCGGCCCGCGCAACCAGCUGGUGCUCGUGACGACGGCGCGCGUCGCCGCCGCCAUGCCCAGAGACGCGGCCAUGUGCGAGCUGGACCGCUACGCGGAGUGUAACGCUGUACAGGACUUGCUAAGCAGACAGCUGGCGAGCCUCCUGGAGUUCUCCACGAGCGACGCGGACACGGCGCGACCGGUCGCGCGACUGGUCGUGCGACAAUCGCCCGCCGAUCGCAAGCGACUGCUCGACACGCUGCUGGCGGACGCGGAGAGUGCAGAGGAGUUCGAUAGCACGUUCGGCGUGUCGAGCGCGUUCUGCGUCGAGGUGUGGAAGCUGUGUGAGGCGCUGUGGGGCGACGAUUUACUUAAUGACGGCAUACCGGGAACGGAUGAACAGUCCGUGGUGAGCCGGCACGCCAACCUGCUCGCUUGGCUGAAGGACGCUGUCGCCAAAAGCACGGACAGAGAAUUGGCGGCCAGCAAUACUGUGCCGGAUGACGAUGACAAAGACGGGCACAGCGAGAAAGUGUGGACGCUUUUCGUCGGCGGGCGGAUACUGGAGGCGUGCAAGCUUUGCAAGGAGCACGGCGACCUCAACAUGGCCGCCCUCAUCGCGCAGGCUUCCGGCGACCCGCUGUUCCGCUCGCUGGUGGCGCGGCAGUUGCGCGCGUGGCGCGAGUGCGGCGCCGACGCGCUGGUGGGCGGCGCGCGCGCGGCGCUGCUGGCGCUGCUGGGCGCGCGCGCGCCGCGCGACCGCCUCGCCGCGCUCGACUGGCCGCGCGCGCUGCACGUGUGCGCCAGAUACCUCUGCCCGCAAAUCCCGACGCUGGAGCGUGUGGUGCGCAAGUACGAGAGCUUCUUCGGCGCGGACGGCGUCGACCUCGCGACCGUCGCUGGCGAGACGCUCGACAUGCGGCUGCCCGCGCCCGACUACUGCGACCGCUACUCGGUCUCCGUUGAUACGAACGGUCAAACCCGCCGCGUGCUCGACCUCCGCUACGAGCUGAUCCGCGCACGCGCACUCAACACGCGGCCGCGCGUCUCGCCGCCCACCUACACGCCGCACCCCAUGGACUACAGCUUGAGCUUCCUCCUGAGCGCCUGGCUCGGCUCCCCGUCGCCGGAGAGUGUGGUCGGCGUCGCCGAGCAGCUGGAGGGCUACGGGCUGUGGCACUUGGCUAUACAGGCGCUGCUGUACCACCCGAACGACGGCGUUCGCGCGCACCUGGUCCGCGCGGUGCUCUCGCGGCACGCGCCGGCGCAGGCCGACACGCCGGAGCUGGAGGCGCGGCUGGCGCUGCUGCGGCGGCUCGGCGUGCCCGAGCGCUGGCUGCUGACUGCGCAGGCGCACCGCGCUAAGUACGAGAACCGUUGGCAGGUGGAGGCGGAGCGGCUGGCGGCGGCGGGCGCGCACGGCGCCGCGCACGCCGUGCUGCUCGACCACCUGCUGCCCGACGCCGUGCUCUCCGACAACGUGAAGAGCGUCCAGCAGCUGGUGGAGAAACUCCACGAGGCUGCGCAGGCGCACCAGCUCAGCGGCUGGGAGCGGGGCGGCGAGGCGCUGUACCACUACAUCCGCGUGUGCGACCAGGUAGAUUUAAUAAAUAAAAAUAAAUGUGGCGGAUGA
Messenger RNA from Zerene cesonia (dogface butterfly), 5377 nucleotides. Its product is annotated as nuclear pore complex protein Nup98-Nup96-like. Gene Ontology annotation, molecular function: structural constituent of nuclear pore. The record is from RefSeq and is a predicted model, not a curated record. Bases 233 to 5377 code for a protein of 1714 amino acids. Gene Ontology annotation, cellular component: nuclear pore cytoplasmic filaments; nuclear pore. Gene Ontology annotation, biological process: protein import into nucleus; post-transcriptional tethering of RNA polymerase II gene DNA at nuclear periphery; RNA export from nucleus. NCBI's taxonomy places the organism in Eukaryota, Metazoa, Arthropoda, Insecta, Lepidoptera, Pieridae. The transcript is spliced from 47 exons.